GUUCCAUUCUUGCCCUCAAUCCACCCCCGUACGCUCUGCUAUUCUACUCAUUCAUACAGUGCUUAUUUAGUUGUAUCAGAUAUAUCCAUGUGUAUUAAAGGUCUUGGGGAAUACUGAGUACAGAAGGACAGCAGCAUGGAUAUGUCAUCACCGAAGCAAUGAAUCAACUUCAACAAUACAGUGUAAGUUCACUUUGCGCCGUCUCCAAGAGAACAUUGAUAUCCCCCUCGACGGACUGUCCUAAUCUUCAGGGGCAUGUCAGUGAAUGUCGCAGGUGAUUAAAUAUGUGCUCACCUAUCUCGUCUCAUCUCCUCCGGUCGUUGCUCCCCUAUCCUUGAUCUCCAUUAUCACUGCACGACUAUGUCCGCCAACCAAGACGAAGAAUCUCCCGCCAAACGUAUUCGAGCAUCAACGUCUGGCUACAACGUCUUCCGGCCCGCCCGCGCUGCCAGCAGUGGUCAAGGAUCGACAUUCAAAAAUCCUUCCGCAGGGAAUCAAGCUCUCACAGGAGCCAGCGCAGCACGCCUUCCAACUUCCAUAUCGGAUCUCUGAUGGGAUUAGUUGCGACCUUACACGGUCAAAUACAGCCAACAUUGGAGGUCCAUACCUGGGUAAACGUUUGUCAGCAAGUUCGAUAGAGUGUGCGCGAUGUAGAUGAGCUCUCACUGGUGUCUCAACAUUACUCACUCAGCGAUGUUGCUUAUUCAUCACUGAGGCUGUCACUUAAGUGAACUGGGGCGCCCUCUGUUCUCAGCGACACUGUAGCCUUCUGAGGAUGACUAUGCAUGUUACGACUUUCAAAGUGUAUAUAAGGUCAGGUCGCAGCUCUUCACCCCCAUCUUCAUCGGGUUUGCAAUUUAUCUCCUCAAUCAUCUGGUUAACAUGACUAUUCCCACUCAGCAGAAAGCUCUACUUCUUCCAGAGCCUCACGCUCCUUUCGUUGUACGCACUGUCGAUGUAUACAAACCGGAAGCUGGAGAGGUGCUCGUUCGUGUCGAAGCGACCGCCCUUAACCCAGUCGAUUGGAAGAUCCAGGCAUGGAACUUUCUCGUAGACGAGUACCCCGCUGUUGUUGGUACCGACAUUACUGGAACCGUCGUUGAACUUGGGGAAGGCGUCACGAACGUUGCUGUUGGUGAUAAGAUUGUGUGGCAGGGCUGGUUCGCCAAUCGCCUUGCUUCCUUCCAGCAGUACACCAUUGCAAAGGUCGACAGAGUGGCUAAGAUUCCACCAAGCGUGAGCUUUGAGCAAGCAGCAACUAUCCCUGUUGGUGCAGCUGCCGCUUACGUUGGACUGUACGGCAUCAAGCAGAAGGAAGGCGGUGCGAAUCUUACUCCUUCUUGGAUUGAAGGCGGUCGUGGCAACUAUACCGGCCAACCCAUCGUCAUUUUCGGUGGCUCGUCCUCUGUCGGCCAAUAUGCUAUUCAAUUCGCCAAACUCUCCGGCUUCUCACCUAUCAUCACCACGGCGUCUCCACGCAAUUACGACCAUGUCAAAUCACUUGGUGCCACGCAUACCAUCAAUCGCUCCCUCUCGCCUUCUGACAUUGUCGCGGAAGUCAAGAAGAUCACGUCUGAGCCCGUCCAAAUCGUCUACGAUGCCAUCUCGGAAGAAGAUACCCAGAACACCGCCUAUGAUAUCCUCGCGCCUGGCGGCACCGUCGUAAUCACCCUCGCACAGAACGUUGCACAGGAGAAGAUCGGCAAAGACAAGAGCAUCAUACAUACGCUUGGUAAUGUCCACAUUGAGCAUAAUCACGCCCUUGGAGUUGGGUUCUUCAGUCAUUUGACUGAGUAUCUUGCUUCUGGGGAUAUCAAGCCCAAUCAAUUCGAGCUCGUCCCUGGGGGUCUUGAGGCGAUCCCCAAAGGUCUCGAAAGACUCAGGAAUGGCGAAGUUAGCGCCAGGAAGUUGGUGGUCAACCCGAAUGAGACUGUGUGAUUAGUGAACGUGUAGUGGACGUGAAGACUCGCCUUGUACCUUGUAUUAGCAUCAUCGAAUACCAGACCUUCA
This is a messenger RNA of Somion occarium, 2010 nucleotides long. The record is from the annotation of a GenBank genome assembly. Lineage: Eukaryota; Fungi; Basidiomycota; Agaricomycetes; Polyporales; Cerrenaceae.